GGAUGAGGGGACGGGAAGGAAAACAUGUUCACGAGUUCUGUAAGGAUUAUUAGGCAUAAAAAUAUGAUUUUCCUCCUGAACUGCUGGAUCACAAUAAUAACUUUAACAGCUAUGCCAUGGUGUGAGGCGGUGCAGGUGAACAUACGGGACGAUCGUCGCUUUGCCCUGCUUUUCCAGUCAGUGGUUUUGCCCUGUCAGUACACAAGCACCUCGACCCAUACACCAGUGGUGCAGUGGUGGUACAAGUCAUACUGCCGUGACCGCACACGUGACGCGUUCAGCUUUCCAGACUCUCUGGGGGUCAGGGGGUCUGAACUGGGGCCUUCUGCCCAUCUGGACUGCAGUGACAACAGCCGGACAGUUCGGGUCGUGGCCUCUGGGCAGGGAUCCUCUCUCACUAUAGCUGAUUACUACAAAGACAGAGACAUCUCCAUUAUCAACAAGGCUGACCUGCGCAUUGGAGAGGUGCGAUGGGGUGACAGUGGUGUUUAUUACUGCAAGGUGGUGAUCGUAGAUGACUUGGAGGGCCAGAAUGAAGCUCAUGUAGAACUGCUGGUUUUGGGUCAGACAGGUGUGGCUGACGAUCUCCUGCCUGAGAUAGAUCUGGAGAUUAUGCCAGAGUGGGUGUUUGUGGGAAUUGUAGUCCUGGGUGGUAUCCUGUUCUUUGUCCUGGCGGGCGUAUGUUGGUGUCAGUGCUGUCCUCACUCCUGCUGCUGCUACGUGCGAUGCUGCUGUUGCCCCGAAACCUGCUGUUGUCCUCGCCACUUGUAUGAAGCAGGAAAAGGCAUAAAGACAGCACUCUCCACACCAGCAGCAGUCUACCCGCCGUACUACGUACAAGGCAUGCCCACCAUGGUACCCAUCUCCCCUCCAUCUUUAAUUGAGCCCAAGAUGUCCACUGCACCAUCCAUCGAUAAUAAUAUCUCUUCAGCUCAGCAGUCAUUAGUGCACAGUGGGUAUCGUCUCCAGCCCACGCCGGAUCAGAAUUCACUGAAGGUGCUGCAGUAUGUGGAAAGAGAAUUGGCACAUUUCAACCCUUCUAAGACCGUCAGCAGUCAUGAUUCUGUCAGCAUGUCGGAACUUAGUUCCUUACAUGAAGCAGAGACAGAUUUCCACCAGGCUUAUCGAAAGGUUCAGAAGAAAGCACUUCCAGCCAUUCCUGAUAUGGAUGACCCUCCGGACAUACUGAGUAGAAAAAUGUCUCCAGUGCACACACAAACGUCCGCUCGACAUCCUCAUCAUCGAGUGAAGGAAGAUCACCCAAGGUGGAACCCUCGUUCUGAGCAUCUGCAGAGGAAGGCUUUCCAAAUGGGAGGACGCACCGGCUCCCUGGAUGAGCUUGAGGAAUUUGCUAUGAGCUAUGUUCAGCGACGCCGCCAUGAUGAUUUUAGUGAUGACGAGGCCGAUUACCUGACAAAACAAAGGCAAUGUGAGCACGAGCGAGAAUGGCAGAGAGAACGGGAGCUGGAGCAUGACCGUUAUCCAUAUUACAGCUCCAAACGUGAUUAUCCUAAAGAUGUCCAAGACAGACCUCAUCCUUCAGGUCUUCCUCAUGUACCAGGAAAUCCAAAGAGACGAGGUACAGGGGACAGCAAUCUUCGCCGUGACCCCAAUUCACGGGAUACGAGAAGGCAGGAAGUUGAGAGUGAGCAGGACUAUGAUGAUGCCCUCCUUAAUAGUUUAUUGGAACGCAAAGCAAAAGCUGGGAGGAGCUUGUCUUCAAAAGGUGGCCGGAAUGAGGAAGAAUCAGACAGGCCCUCUAAAAAUAGCUCUCAAAAGAGCUGCCACAGUCACUCACCUGGCAACAGAUCAGCUAGCAACCGAGCAACGGAGGAGGAUGAGUCGUUGCCUCCAUAUGUAGAAAGGGAACCAGAACGUUUCCGUGGUGCUGUGAACUCCCACCAACCUUUGACCUCCACACGCUCCAGAAAAGAAGAGGAACAUAGAGAGGAACUGAGUAGGCCACGUAAAGUGAACACACUCCUAAGCAGAGAUUCGCUCAUAGUCUGACCAGCAAAGGCACGUGUCACAUGCACUUGCUCUCCAUCCAGCAUCUGUAGGCUUCCCUCUCGACACACUGAUCUUCACACUUUUUAACGUGCUAAUUGGUGCUCAGACAUCCUGGAAUGCUCAGAGGAUUAAAAGGAGGACAAGUAUUUAUUACGGCAACAUACAAACUGUUCUGGAACAGCUCGAGAUAACAAAGAAGCUUUGUUUUCUUAAAUAAAAUAAAUGUUACUUAUCUGUACAAUGAGCAGCCAAGAGGCUUAUAACUGGAAAGCCAGUGGAGCUGCAGUUUUAUGAAGACGAGAUCAAAGAUUACUUUGUGAUAGUAUUUGACGUAUUUUAUAGCACCUCCAAACUAUUAUUCUUUGAACACUUUUGAUGUAAAAGGUAAAGAUUUUUCAAUUCAUAAGGAACUUUUGCAAUGAAACAACGUGGAUGUAGACUGUAAAACGAACUGGUGAGACAGUAUCUGUUUAUUUUAUCAGGUAGGACACAGACCGUCAUUGCAGGAACAUGAUUAUGAUAAAGCAUUAUGAGUAAUGGAAGCCUUACAGAGGUUGCUCUUGACACGGGCCUUAAUCGUGCACAAAGAGCACACAAGUCUUUGUGAUGACACACGAGGAUGAGUUCACCAAGACGUUACCAGGAGUCCAUGCCGCUGUGCGAGCUCAGACAGUGCAUGACGUCAUGCAGCUUGUGUGGCAUCCAGAGAUUUGCGUCCUUUAUUCCCACUAUGACGUAAUGUGCCAAGAAAACACUGCAAAUGUGGAAUCUUUUGGUUUUUUCCCCAUAAUUUGUCUGUGUCUGUUUUAAUACAAAAAGGAGUAGUUGAGAAACUUGACAGUUAUUAAUAUUGUACCUUUUUGCCUAUGUAGAUUUAUACAUAUAUACACUAUAUUGCCAAAAGUAUUUGCUCACCCAUCCAAAUUAUCGGAAUCAGGUGUUCCAAUCACUUCCAUGGCCACAGGUGUAUAAAAUCAAGCACCUAGACAUGCAGACUGUUUUUACAGUUUGGAGCUGGCCCCUUCCUCUUCCAGCAUGACUGUGCACCAGUGCACAAAGCAAGGUCCAUAAAGACAUGGAUGGCAGAGUCUGGUGUGGAUGAACUUGACUGGCCUGCACAGAGUCCUGACCUCAACCCGAUAGAACACCUUUGGGAUGAAUUAGAGCGGAGACUGAGAGCCAGGCCUUCUCGUCCAACAUCAGUGUGUGACCUCACAAAUGCGCUUCUGGAAGAAUGGUCAAAAAUUCCCAUAAACACACUCCUAAACCUUGUGGACAGCCUUCCCAGAAGAGUUGAAGCUGUUCUAGCUGCAAAGGGUGGACCGAUGUCAUAUUGAACCCUAUGGAUUAGGAAUGGGAUGCCACUUAAGCUCAUAUGUGAGUCAAGGCAGGUGAGCAAAUACUUUUGGCAAU
Neoarius graeffei (lesser salmon catfish) is the source of this 3423-nucleotide messenger RNA. RefSeq names its product immunoglobulin-like domain-containing receptor 2 (gene ildr2a). The record is from RefSeq and is a predicted model, not a curated record. The transcript is spliced from 10 exons. Lineage: Eukaryota; Metazoa; Chordata; Actinopteri; Siluriformes; Ariidae. Bases 25 to 2010 code for a protein of 661 amino acids. Gene Ontology annotation, biological process: pancreas development. Gene Ontology annotation, cellular component: membrane.